GUGCCAGUUGCCAGACAACUUGUUGUUGUGAGCUGUGCAUGUGAAGACUGGUUCACCCUGCCACUCCGUUCAGAUUUGACUCAUCACAGCCACGCUAAAGGAUCGCUCCUCACACUCUUGAUGAUAAUGCUCCAAGAUGAAGUGGAUUCAACUUUUCAUUCCAUGUUUACUGAUCUCAACUAUUACUUGUGGUUCCCACUCUCUGAAGUUCUUGUCUACAGGACGUGUGCAGCCUGGAGAUCAGCCUUCAUUUGAACAACUAACUGUAUUUGAUGGAGUUCCCAUCUCUUACUGUGACAGCGUGACUAAAAGAGAACAACUCAAACCUACCCUGGAGUCCCAAAGCUUACCUGAACACUGCAAUGAAGCGAGUCUUAAUAUCAUAGACUCUCUCCACGAGAUUUUAAGGUUCACAAACAGCCCAGUGUAUGUUGUACAGCGGAGGCGGGGCUGCAUCCUGUCAGCCAAUGGGAUGUCAGCUUUUGAAGCCUGGGCAGUAGAUGGGACGGACUUCUUAAGCUUUGACCCUGAAUCUCAGAGAUGGACGUCCCAGUCUCCCUCUGCAGCACCAGUGGAACAACGCUGGAACAAAAAUACACUGAUGAAUAACGCCUAUAAACACUUUGUCAGAGUGGUUUGUCCGCAGAUGAUCCAGGAAACUAAAUUAAGACCAAUACAGCAGAAAACAGAGCUACAUGUUUUUGCCAAGCCCAUCGUUGACACAGACCAGGCCCUGCUGAGGUGUCAUGUGACCACUACUGACAAAUCAGUGAGCUCAGUGCAUCUGAUUGGAAACGGGGCUACCAGGGCCAGUAGGAUCAGGGUAACUGGACCCCUGCCCGCUGAAAACGGAUCUGUGAUCCUCCGACUGACAGCUGACAUCUCCAAGAACCAAAUCCACAACACGUACGGCUGCAUGGUACAGACAGGAAGUCACAACACCACUGUCUUUUGGGAUGGGAAAACUAUUGACGGCAGAAACCUUCUGGAUAACUUAAGUGUGUUUUGGAUAAUCCUGCUAGUAUUCCUUGGAGUCAUCUGCUUUGCGUUUGUUUGCACUAGUAUAGUCCGUGCAAUCCGAUGUCUGCAUAAAUAUGUGAAACCAACGUCCAGUCCUCCUCCAUCAAGAGAUGAUCCACAGCUGGCGGAGCAGUUUACCAGGAUCAAGGACAGCGUUGCUUCUCCAGAUCUGCAGAGUGUUAUUUUUUCAGUCACACAGGGGAGGGAAGGACACAGAGAAUCCCACGAGCAGUGGGAGGUAAGGAUCAUGUUAAGGGAUCAAAGUCACUACGAUCCAGAGUUCUUUGCUGAUCAGAUUGACGGAGCACAGCGAUAGUUAAUUGAGCAGGAAUUUGAAAUUGUAGAAAGAGAAACAUAUUUAAUAUCAACUGUGAACAUCAGGUUUAAGCGUCAGUGCCUCAGAGACGCUGGUAUUUUGCACUCAAUCCAUUCAUCACAGAACUGUGUUCAUCACCAUUCUCUACAGAGACAUUUGAAACUUUAGAAAUCACAAUUGUUUUGUGUCAUUAUUGGAAAGUUAUAAGGACACACGCCAUUUUUCAUAAUGAUCAAAAGUGAAGAAUUGAAUUGUGGAUGUUUGCACUGAGAUUUGGGACACUUCAAUAAAGUGGUCCAAUGUAAAUAUGGUGAACCAUGGAGCAAAUAGGGAAUGGUUUUGGACACAACUGCA
Molecule: messenger RNA, 1690 nt
Organism: Etheostoma cragini (Arkansas darter)
Lineage: Eukaryota; Metazoa; Chordata; Actinopteri; Perciformes; Percidae
Exons: 6
Coding region: 137-1336 (399 amino acids)
Biological process (GO): immune response
Cellular component (GO): external side of plasma membrane
Source: RefSeq, a predicted model, not a curated record